AUGAAGUUCUCCGUUGCCGCCGUCGCCGCUUUCGCUGCCUUCGCUGCUGCCGCCAACACCAGCUUGACCCCAGAGCAACAGUGUGCUUCUCAGUGCCCUGAGAAGGACAUCUGCUGCAAGGCCAUCUGCUUCAAGGUCCCUUGCCCAUCCAACCAGGACGCUAAGGACACCACUAUUUGUGCUGCCAAAUGUCCUACCGACCAGGGCCCUGCCGCCUACGCCCGCUGCCAGCAGGGCUGCAUCCAGUCUCACUUCUACACUCCCGGUGCCACUCCCACUGCUGCUCCAACUGGCUCCUCUAGCGGUGAGAGCACCGCUACCACCACCGGCUCCAGCCCAUCCAACACCUCCGGCUCUGAGACCACCUCUGGCUCCGGAUCUGCGACCUCCGGCUCUGGCUCUUCUGGCUCCUCCCCAUCUGCUACCCACUCUGGCUCCGGCUCUACCCCAACCCAUACCGGUGCCGCUGUCAGCAACGCCAAGGUCCAGCUCGGCUCUGCUGCUGGUGCCGUCGGUCUCCUCCUUGCAGCUUUCGCCCUUUAA
Messenger RNA from Trichophyton rubrum CBS 118892, 543 nucleotides. RefSeq lists its product as uncharacterized. The record is from RefSeq and is a predicted model, not a curated record. Lineage: Eukaryota; Fungi; Ascomycota; Eurotiomycetes; Onygenales; Arthrodermataceae. Bases 1 to 543 code for a protein of 180 amino acids. The transcript has 2 exons.